Aegilops tauschii subsp. strangulata is the source of this 455-nucleotide messenger RNA. RefSeq lists its product as uncharacterized. The record is from RefSeq and is a predicted model, not a curated record. Gene Ontology annotation, cellular component: plasma membrane. NCBI's taxonomy places the organism in Eukaryota, Viridiplantae, Streptophyta, Magnoliopsida, Poales, Poaceae.
AUGGAGAACGACAGGAACAACCAGGCUCCGCCACCGCCCCCAGGCUACUACCCGUCGGCGGCUGCGGAGCAAAGGCAAGCCGGCGGCGGGAAGAAGGGCCGCCGGGGAAGCACCAAAUCCAAGGGCGAGAAGGGCUUCAUCGAGGGAUGCCUGGCGGCGCUGUGCUGCUGCUGGAUCUGCAAGAUGUGCUGCGACUGGCCGCCGAGGUCGCUGCCGGCCAAGACAUUGGUGCCAGUGCCUAUGAAGAACAUACACAUACAGAGAGAGUCGUUGCUUAAUUACAGUGUUUGUUUGUUUGUUUGUUUGUUGUUUUAGGUUCUGCAGAAAUAACCGAGAACGCCUGCGUCUGCGUAUGUACCGUGCGCCACACCAAUAAUCAAUUUUAAGGCGCCAAAUUAUCAGCCUACUGUUGAGGAUCCUCUAAUUAAAGAUAACGUCUGCUGUGCAAAAAUGAA